This is a messenger RNA of Callithrix jacchus (white-tufted-ear marmoset), 1086 nucleotides long. It is a transcript of the gene LCN6, whose product is annotated as lipocalin 6. The record is from RefSeq and is a predicted model, not a curated record. Lineage: Eukaryota; Metazoa; Chordata; Mammalia; Primates; Cebidae. Gene Ontology annotation, molecular function: small molecule binding.
GGAGGCCAGGAGGGUUCCUGGCGGUCAGUGCCACCCACGCGGUGGCAUUCAGAGCCAUAUAAACGGGUCUCUAGAGCCCUGAGGGACUGCACAUCCUGGGCCUGGUGGCGUGGUGUGGGCCUGGGAGGAUGGGCAGCCUGCUGCUGGCUGUGCUGCUGGCUUUGGUCUCAGUGCCCAGGGCCCAGGCUGUGUGGUUGGGGAGACUCGACCCUAAGCAGGUACAGUCCUCCUGGGGGUGGGGAAAGCUGGUCCUCGGGGACCGGUUCCUUCUUUAAGGCCACACAACUUCUGGGUCCCCCAAGACUGGCCCAGACCAGCAUGGGCAGUGGAGGAUGGGAUGGGCUGGCCCUGGGGCUCCCAAAGGUAGGAGCCUCACGGCAGGAGGGCUGGAGGCUGCAAGGCUGGAGCCUGGAGGGCGGGAGGGUUGGAGGCUGGAUGCUGAUGCUGGACGGUUGGAGGCUGGAGGGAGGUUGGAGGCUGGUGGCCCUCACCCAAGCGGCCUCAAUGCAGCUUCUUGGGCCCUGGUACGUGCUUGCGGUGGCCUCCCGGGAAAAGAGUUUUGCAGUGGAGAAGGACAUAAAGAAUGUCGUGGGGGUGGUAGUGACCCUCACUCCAGAAAACAACCUUCGAAUGCUGUCCUCUCAGCAGGGGCUGGAGGGGUGCAGCCAGAGUGUCAUGGAGCUGUUGAAGCGGAACUCUGGAUGGGUGUUUGAGAACCCCUCGAUGGGCGUGCUGGAGUUCCGGGUGCUGGGCACCAACUUCAGAGAUUAUGCCAUCGUCUUCACGCAGCUGGAGUUCGGGGACGAGCCCUUCAACACGGUGCAGCUGUACAGUCGGAGGGAGACGGCUAGCCAGGAGGCCAUGGGCCUCUUCACCAAGUGGAGCAGGGGCUUGGGCUUCCCGUCACGGCAGCAGGCCCAGCUGCAGAAGGACUUCACCUGUGCUCGAAGGAUCCUCCGGUGAGCGCUGCAUGCCCAGAAGGGACAGUGCCCGCAGCGUCCUGUGACCCUGGCCAGGGUCCACCCACCUCCCUCAGCAGCCCCCAGGGCCCAGCUCCAGCUCAGAAUAAAGCGAUUCCGCAGCAAA